Molecule: messenger RNA, 3961 nt
Organism: Meriones unguiculatus (Mongolian gerbil)
Lineage: Eukaryota; Metazoa; Chordata; Mammalia; Rodentia; Muridae
Gene: Gabrg1
Product: gamma-aminobutyric acid type A receptor subunit gamma1
Exons: 9
Coding region: 186-1580 (464 amino acids)
Biological process (GO): regulation of postsynaptic membrane potential; gamma-aminobutyric acid signaling pathway; nervous system process
Cellular component (GO): postsynapse; synapse; neuron projection
Molecular function (GO): inhibitory extracellular ligand-gated monoatomic ion channel activity; benzodiazepine receptor activity; GABA-A receptor activity
Source: RefSeq, a predicted model, not a curated record
UGCUGGCAUCCUCCCUGUCUGAUUGGCUCCUCAGGUCGGUUCUGCUCGGAGCCGCGUCCUACCUGGUUCGGAGGUGUACUGCCUUUCCACACUCUCCUUGUACUCAGUGGGCUGCUGCUGAGGAGAGAGGCAAACUCUGGGCUAGGGGCCUGAGCUGUUGGAGGAGGGACCACAAAAGCGACCUAAUGGGUUCUAGAAGAGCCUUCCUCUUUCCUUCUCUCUUGUGGAGUCAAACUAGAGGAGUGAGGUUGAUGUUCUUGCUACUAACCCUGCAUUUGGGAAACUGUGUUGAUAAGGCAGAUGAUGAAGAUGAUGAAGAUUUAACUAUGAACAAAACGUGGGUCUUGGCACCAAAAAUUCACGAAGGAGAUAUCACACAAAUUCUUAACUCAUUACUUCAAGGUUAUGAUAACAAACUUCGUCCAGAUAUAGGAGUGAGGCCCACAGUAAUUGAAACUGAUGUUUAUGUGAACAGCAUUGGACCAGUUGAUCCAAUAAACAUGGAGUACACGAUAGAUAUAAUUUUUGCCCAAACCUGGUUUGACAGCCGUUUAAAGUUCAAUAGCACGAUGAAAGUGCUUAUGCUUAACAGCAACAUGGUGGGGAAAAUUUGGAUUCCCGACACUUUCUUCCGGAACUCAAGAAAAUCUGAUGCACACUGGAUAACGACGCCGAAUCGCCUGCUGCGGAUUUGGAGCGACGGGAGGGUUCUGUACACUCUAAGAUUAACAAUCAAUGCAGAAUGUUACCUUCAACUUCAUAACUUUCCUAUGGAUGAACAUUCCUGUCCCCUGGAAUUUUCAAGCUAUGGUUACCCCAAAAAUGAAAUUGAAUACAAGUGGAAAAAGCCUUCUGUGGAGGUUGCUGACCCUAAGUACUGGAGAUUAUAUCAGUUUGCAUUUGUAGGGUUACGGAAUUCAACUGAAAUCUCUCACACCAUCUCUGGAGAUUAUAUCAUCAUGACAAUUUUUUUUGACCUGAGCAGAAGGAUGGGCUAUUUCACAAUCCAGACAUACAUUCCAUGCAUUCUAACAGUUGUUCUUUCUUGGGUGUCUUUCUGGAUCAAUAAAGAUGCAGUGCCUGCCAGAACAUCCCUUGGAAUCACUACGGUUUUGACCAUGACAACCCUCAGUACAAUUGCCAGAAAAUCUUUACCUAAGGUUUCUUAUGUGACAGCAAUGGAUCUCUUUGUCUCUGUUUGUUUCAUUUUUGUGUUUGCCGCACUGAUGGAAUAUGGAACCUUGCAUUAUUUUACUAGCAACAAUAAAGGAAAAACCAAAAGAGAUAGGAAGAAUAAAAACAAGACUUCGGUAUCCCCUGGUCUUCAUGCCGGAUCCACUCUGAUUCCCAUGAACAGCAUUUCUCUGCCCCAAGGGGAAGACGAUUAUGGUUACCAGUGUUUGGAGGGCAAAGACUGUGCUAGCUUUUUCUGCUGCUUCGAAGACUGUAGAACUGGGUCCUGGAGAGAAGGCCGGUUACACAUACGCAUCGCCAAAAUUGAUUCCUACUCCAGAAUCUUUUUCCCAACAGCUUUUGCCUUGUUCAAUCUGGUUUAUUGGGUUGGAUAUCUUUACUUAUAAAUUCAACAAACAGUUAAAGAUCAUGAAGUCUGGCUUAGUCCAAUAUAAUCAUUUGUAUUUCAGUAACAUGAUGCUUAAAUUUAAAAUGAAAGCCCACUGGUUAAAAUCUGAGUGCUACAGUUGUAAGAUUAGGGCUUUCAUAAAUGAGUAAGACAGAAGUGUUAAAGUUAAUUUAUCUAAAUGGACACGAAAUUGAUUGUCAAAUAUAGCACACUGAAAUCAUAACAUAUGUUUGUAUUUUAAUUUUCUUUAUUUUGCUUGUGUACUAUUAAUAUUGGAACUUAAUACUUAUGUGAGACAUAUUUUGAAUAUGACAUAAUUUUAAUAUACAUUUUAUUUAAAUGUAUCUAUUGCUUAUAAUGAAAGACUAAUACCUAAUAUUAAAGUAUUCUUUGCCUACAUUAGUCCUUAUUUUAUUUUAUUUUAUUUUAUUUUAUUACUUGCUUAUUAUUUGCUCUGUUUGUUCUAUAGUUUGUUUAAAGCAAAGCCAUGAUUUUCUUGGAUAAUAUAGCCAAGAUAUGUUACUCCCAAGAAGAAAAUAAUAUGUGUAUUAAUUAUUUUUAAAUAAUUUCUCUUGUGAACUGACAUUUUGUAAUUGUAUACAAUUAUAGAUUUAAGUAUUGUCAUGUCUUAUGUUUGAAAUGUCAAAAAAUUAAAUCAAGCUACUUGGCAACUACAGUUUCAAAAACGUCAGAUUUUAUCUCUAAUCCAGUUGAUUUCCUGCAAAAGUGUUAAACAGAAGUCAAGCCACAUUUAAUUUGAGGAUUUUCAAGCUAGGACAGAAAACACUAAAGUCAUUUUCUUUUUGUUUUGCUUGUAACGCAAAGUGAAAAAAAAAAAAUCAAAGUUAUUUUCUGCCUUGUAGGAUUCAUGAGGUAUAAAGAGGUUAACGUUAAAAUGUUAAAAUGUACCAACAAUGAAAUCAAGUGGGAAAUGGUCUGCUUUUUUCUUUACGUGCUUCAAAAGAAUUUCAUGAGUUCCAAAAAGCAUUGAGUAAAAGUGCUUGAUUUAACAGGGCUUAAAGAAUCAUCUGGCAAGCUGAGCUGUGGGUUGUCUUGAGAAUACAACUUAAAUACAUACUAUUGACAUUUUAUAGAGUGGAUGUAUUUAGGAAACCUUGUCAAAAAUGAUUUAUCUACCCACUGAUUUCCGAGCCGACUUUUACAACUGUAUUAUAAUCAUUGUGUUCUCUCUUUUUGACAUGUGUGGAGCCUCAAAAUUCAUUUUGCAAAUGGACUUUGAGAGAGGGAACUGUAAUAAACUUGAGUAGGGUUGCCACAGAUCCAUACAGGGAGAAGAAAGACGCCUGAGUGUCUCAGCAUAGGAAAAGUUGAUCACACUUGACAGUGCCUCACCUGCGAACAGAGGUUUCAUCUUUAAAAGAAGCAGUACAAGUAUUCACUGCUGGUCUGGAGAGAUGAUCCAUCAUACAAGAGCAUUUGAUGAUCUCACAGAGGACCCAGGUUCACUUUUCAGCAUCCAUAUGGUAAUUUACAUUGUUGUAUAACAGGGACCCUGAAGUCCUCUUCUGGUCUUUGCUGAAACAGUAUGCAUUUGGUACAUACGCAUGCAUACAAACGCUCACAUAAAAUAAAAUAAUAAAUCCCAGGAAGAAAGAAAUCUUCAUGGUUGACAACAGUUAUCACAAUGAAAGGUUUUGUGAGUAUGGGAAUGUUGAGUGUGGAGAGGAGGCUGCCAUGUGGGUGAUGGACACACAUGGUUUUAUUUCAAUAAUUCUUUUACCUGGUAUGGCAGUCCCUAGGGGAAGCUUUGAAUGUAUUACAAUGUAUGUUCCCCAGAUAAACAUAACUCUUCCACCUCCCUCAUAAACUUCUGAAAAUACACAGAAGUUGACAAGUGUGGAGCCUCAAAAUUCAUUUUGCAAAUGGACUUUGUGAGAGACAACUAGAAUGAAUUUGAUAGGUUCAUCACAAAUCCAUACACAGAGAAGAAAGACCCCAGUGUGUCUCAAUGUAGUUAAUCUUUCCUAUUGAGUUUUUUAACAAAUGAAGAGCCAGCUUUUGGCUACAUGUAUAUUACUUCUUUAAUUUCCAUGCAUUUAUGCUGACAAUAUUAAAUAUUGGUAGAUGUUAAUAAAAUGAACAUUCAUUUAAGGAAUAAGUGAAGUAUGGAGCAUCCACAAAGGCAUAACAUGCUUUACUAUAUUUUUAUGGCUAAUUCAAUAUUUGUAUCGAUGGCUUGCUCAUUGUUAAGGGUGUUUAAUUUGGGGGCUCUUUCAAUUGUAUCUAAGCAUGGCUAUAUGUUAAAAUACCUUUAAAUGCUUGAUAUACGUACCUUUAAUUUUCUCAUUGCUGUUUUAUUAACUAGGCUUUAAAUGUUGACAACAUUAACAAAUGAAAAUAAAAUUGUUAAAAGUGUUA